CACGCACAGUAUAACCUUCAAGUUUCACUGUGUAUCGACUUCGUGGUUACUUGCGUACUCAUGUAUUGGUUACUAUUAUAGACAUCAAUUCAUAAUAGAGUAAUAUAUCUAACAAUAUUGGUUUGGUGAACGUAUAAGAGAGAGAUAGAUUGAAAUAGCAAGGAUAUAGCAAACACGAUACGGACGACGAUUAUGUCGUCGUCUGCCGGUGGCAAUGGAAUUCUACCUAGCUAUCAACGUUUCGUUAACGGUGUACAGCCUGGCCAGCUGUUUGGCCGGCGUUCGUUUCGCCUACGUGAGAAAUACCUUAUACUUUUAGUUUUCUUAACAUUUGGUAUCGUCUGCUUCGGUGCAUUUUUUUUUCUACCAGAAGAUUUUCGAGGUCAUGGGAGUGUAAAUAGCGUUUAUCAGGUAUAUCAACGUAUACAAAAGGCAGGUCCCGAACUUCUGAUACCAGUACCACCCAACCUACAGAGUCAACGUAUGGAAGCUGGUUAUAAAAUAAAUGUAAUCCCUAUUCACCAUGGAAAUCCAAGGACUGAGGAUAUCCAUCUUCUUAAAGACAAACAAAAAUUGCAGGCAAAAAUUGAUGAAGAAUAUCAGAAUCAAAAAACUUUAGAAAAGCCAGAAAUGCUUAGCGAACUGCGAUUGCGUAGUAGUAGUGUAUCAACAACUUUUAUGAUUUCACAAUGGAUUAAUAUGUAUGAAACUGUGCCACCUGAACCUUCUAAAAAGUUACCAAAGACUGAAGGAGGAGAGGACCAGGAUGCAAUCACUCGGCAUCGAAGAAAUAAAGUAAAAGAGAUGAUGAAACACGCUUGGGACAAUUAUGUGCGAUAUGCCUGGGGUAAAAAUGAGUUGCGGCCAAUUUCUAAAAGGGGUCACAGUGCAAGUAUUUUUGGUAGUUCAACGAUGGGGGCCACUAUAGUCGAUGGUCUUGAUACUCUGUAUAUAAUGGGACUUCGUGAAGAAUUUAAGCAAGGAAGAGACUGGAUUGCACAAAAUCUCGAUUUUGAUAUUAAUUCAGAAAUCUCUUUAUUUGAAACAAAUAUUCGUUUUAUGGGGAGCCUUUUAUCUUGUUAUGCUCUCACCGGCGAUGUAAUGUUUCGUGAGAAAGCAGUACAGCUGGGAGAACGAAUGUUACCUGCCUUUCAAACAGAAACUGGAAUACCUCAUUCUCUUAUAAAUCUACACACUGGAGCAAGUAAAAAUUACGGAUGGGCAAGUAGUGGCUGUAGUAUUCUUUCUGAAAUAGGAACCAUGCAUUUAGAAUUUACGUACCUUAGUGAUAUUACAGGUAACCCUAUAUAUAGAUCAAAGGUUGAUCACGUCCGGAAAACGUUAAAAAAUCUUGAAAAACCUAAAGGAUUGUAUCCAAAUUAUAUUCAUCCAAAAACUGGUAAAUGGGGAAGACAUCAUAUGUCAUUGGGAGGUCUAGGUGACAGUUUUUAUGAAUAUCUGCUAAAAGCCUGGAUUCAGUCAGGUAAAGAGGAUAACGAAGCACGUGAAAUGUACAAUGAAGCAAUGGAUGCGAUUACAAAAUAUAUGAUUAUCAAAUCACCUAGUGGCCUCCUGUAUGCUUCUGAUUUACAAUACGAACGUCUUGAACAUAAAAUGGGUCAUCUUGCUUGUUUUGCAGGUGGUAUGUUCGCUCUCGGAGCUAAAACACAAAAAAGCGAAAUGAGCAGCCAACACAUGGAUAUUGCAGCCGGACUGACAAACACUUGUCAUGAAUCUUAUGAUCGCAGUGCUACCAAACUUGGUCCCGAAGCAUUUCACUUUAUAGAAGGUAACGAGGCAAAGAGUUUAAAAAAUGGAGAAAAAUAUUACAUCUUACGACCCGAAACUUUUGAGUCAUAUUUCGUGAUGUGGCGACUAACGAAAGAUCCGAAAUAUCGAGAAUGGGGAUGGGAAGCCAUUCAAGCUUUAGAGACGCAUUGUCGUGUCCCUGGCGGUUAUACUGGCCUUCACAAUGUUUACCAACUCGAUCCACAAAAGGAUGAUGUUCAACAAAGCUAUUUUUUUGCUGAAACAUUGAAGUACCUGUAUUUAUUAUUCAGCGAUGAUGAAUUUAUCAGCCUAGAUGAAUGGGUAUUUAAUUCUGAGGCUCACCUUCUUCCAAUCAGAGGCAAAAAUCCUUUGUAUCGUGCAGCUCCUGCAUUAUAA
Messenger RNA from Ceratosolen solmsi marchali, 2166 nucleotides. RefSeq names its product alpha-Mannosidase class I a (gene alpha-Man-Ia). Gene Ontology annotation, biological process: mannose trimming involved in glycoprotein ERAD pathway; carbohydrate metabolic process. Lineage: Eukaryota; Metazoa; Arthropoda; Insecta; Hymenoptera; Agaonidae. Gene Ontology annotation, molecular function: mannosyl-oligosaccharide 1,2-alpha-mannosidase activity; calcium ion binding. Bases 193 to 2166 code for a protein of 657 amino acids. Gene Ontology annotation, cellular component: Golgi membrane; endoplasmic reticulum. The record is from RefSeq and is a predicted model, not a curated record. The transcript has 9 exons.